UCAGGAAGUGAAUUUAAAUUCCAUUUCAAUGUAAAGGAUGAGAGAGAGAGAUAGAGAAAAAUGGAGGGAGGGGUCUGGCUGGAUGGGUCCUUAAAAAGGAGAGGAGGAAGAUGUAGAACUCAACUCACAGGCAGGACAGAGAGAGAGAGAGAGAGAGAGCGAGAGAGAGACCCAGUGAAGACCUUUGAAGAUCUCUGAAGAAGUGAAGCUACAACUGAAGACUUCAGAAGGAGACUAUCACCAUGGCGAUGUUGACCACUCUUCUGCUUCUCAGCGCUGUCUUUGCUCUGGGAGAUGCAAGGGGUAGCAGAGGGGAUCGGCGUAAUCGCUGUGACUCGGAGGAAAUCGUUCCUCCUCCGAAAGAUCCGUAUGACUCAGAGGAAAACAGUUCUCCCUCGGAGGAACAAAUUAUUCCUCCGACAGAUUAUUCUGACUCGGAGGAACACAUUCCUCCUCCGAAAGAUCGAUCUGACUCAGAGGAACACAUUCGUCCACGGAAAGAGUGGCAUCACAGAGCCUGCCCAAACGGCUGGCACAGACAUAAGACACACUGCUAUCACUAUGUCCCCAUCAUGACCACAUGGCCAGAGGCAGAGAGGAGAUGUUUGCGCUUGGGAGGUAACCUGGCGUCAGUGCACAGCCUUUCCCAGUAUCGUUUCCUUCAGUCUGUCAUCAGGAAGAGUACCAGGAAAGUCCAGCGCACCUGGAUUGGAGCCAACGACGCCAUCAAGGAGGGUCUUUGGCUGUGGAGCGACGGGUCCAGGUUUAACUACCAGAACUGGGCCCCAGGUCAACCCUCCAACUAUAACCAUGGUGUUAUUAAGGACAACACGAACGGUCGGGAGCAUUGCAUGGAGAUGAAUUAUGGAGCUUCCCGCGGUCAGAAUGAUGCCCCUUGCUGGUACAAACGUCCAUUCCUGUGUUCCAGAAAGCGCUGAUGUCCACAUUUUGGGAGCGACAACAUUGGAGAAGCUCUCAGAUUGUUUUAAAUAAAGGCACCGUCUGCAAUAUU
Messenger RNA from Salmo salar (Atlantic salmon), 1012 nucleotides. The record is from RefSeq and is a predicted model, not a curated record. NCBI's taxonomy places the organism in Eukaryota, Metazoa, Chordata, Actinopteri, Salmoniformes, Salmonidae.